Molecule: messenger RNA, 399 nt
Organism: Musa acuminata subsp. malaccensis (wild Malaysian banana)
Lineage: Eukaryota; Viridiplantae; Streptophyta; Magnoliopsida; Zingiberales; Musaceae
Product: cytochrome b5-like
Cellular component (GO): intracellular membrane-bounded organelle; membrane
Molecular function (GO): heme binding
Source: RefSeq, a predicted model, not a curated record
AUGGCCGGCUCCAAAAUCUACCGUUUCGAUGAGGUGGCCAAGCACGAUGAUGCCGAGGAUUGCUGGCUCAUCGUCUCCGGAAAGGUCUACGAUGUCUCCUCGUACAUGGCCGAGCAUCCCGGUGGUCGCGACGUGUUGCUGUCGGCGACCGGAAAGGAUGCAACGGUUGAAUUUGAUAAUGUCGGUCAUAGUUCGUCCGGCAGGGAGCUGAUGGACAACUACUGCGUCGGGACGAUCGAUUCCUCGACUCUUCCAAAGGAUGGUGACCGUGUGAAGCCUCAGCAAGCACCCGAAGGCAGUGCAGAUGGGACUCCGGAGUUUGUGAUGAGAAUAUUACAGUUCAUUGCGCCCGUGAUGAUUCUUGGCUUCGCCUUUGUCGUCCGACAUUUUACCAAGUAG